AACUACAGAGACUCGUGUAGAUUUCCUCAUUAAGAGGAGAGAGUUUGAGCAGUGAAAACAGGGUGGGAUGGUUGUUGAAGCGCAUUUUAACAUGAACAAAACCUCAAAUAGACUUGUGUUGAUGUUAUCCGAAGAAGCUAAACGGUCGGUCGGAGUUAUAUUAAUAAAUAUCCUGACGCAUCUAAGCUUUAUAAUGGCAGUGAGGGGGACCAACGAGUGUGAAGCUCAAGAGAAUGCAUCCAUCCAUCAUAAACAUAUUCCACACGGCUCCGGGGGUUAAUAAAGGCCUUCUGAAGCAAAGCGAUGCAUUUGUGUGUGAAGAUGAGUAAGAAAAGCAUGACAAUAGCGUUAAUCCUCACAGGUGUUGUGUGCCUCCUCAUUUUCAUCUACAAAUAUGACACUGAAGACAACAUGACACUGAAUAGCAAAGACACAUAUGAGAUGCACCGUCAUCAAACCGAUUUGCUCAGAUCCAAAACUCCCCAGACUUUGUUUUCACAAUGUCAACAGAAUACGUCUGCUUAUAAUGUGACUGGAUUUUCUACUCUGCCAGGUCAUAUCCAAGAUUUCCUGCUUUACCGACACUGUAGGAAAUUUCCUAUGCUGCUUGAUCAGCCUGAUAAGUGUGGCGGACCCCUGAACUCUGCAGAUGUCUUUCUUCUGCUGGUCAUCAAGAGUUCUCCAGAAAACUACGAUCGACGAGAAGUCCUGCGGAAAACAUGGGCUGAGGAAAGACUGUAUAAAGGUGUGUGGAUCCGUAGGGUCUUCAUAAUUGGAACAACAAAAACUGGCUAUGAGAUGCAUAGGUUGAAUAAGAUGUUGAGGCUGGAGAACAAUGAGAACAAGGACAUUUUGCAGUGGGACUUCAAUGAUUCGUUCUUUAACCUCACAUUGAAGCAGAUCCUUUUCUUAGAGUGGAUGGAAAGAUGGUGCCCAAAUGCUAGAUUUCUCUUAAACGGGGACGAUGACAUCUUUGCCAAUACUUUUAACAUGGUUGAGUAUCUUCAAGGUCAAGAGGACAAUAAUGGAAGCAAACAUCUCUUUACCGGGUACCUCUUCGAGAACACAGGGCCUGUUAGACACUCCUCAAGUAAAUACUAUAUCCCGGUGCAGGUUCAGGAGUCUGAGAGCUAUCCUCCGUACUGUGGUGGAGGAGGCUUUCUUCUCUCCGGCUUCACGGCCAAAACAAUCUACAAAAUGUCUCACUCUAUAAUUCUAUUGCCCAUUGAUGAUGUUUACAUGGGAAUGUGUUUGGAAAAGGCUGGCCUCAAACCUACAUCCCACUUUGGUGUAAGAACUAUUGGUAUGGAUGUCCCAGGUGAGGACGUCGACGAAUUUCACCCUUGCUAUUACAGAGAAAUCAUUUUAGUCCACAGAUUUCUGCCGCACAUGAUUUUUGUGAUGUGGAACGAAAUACAAAACCCACAUUUGCAAUGUGGAAAGACAAAGUCUGCAUUUUAGAGAAGCCUAUAAACAAAAGAACAGGGUGUGUGAUUAAUUUUAAAGGGAAAUAUAAUAGCUGGCUGGAGUUGAUGUGAUCAAGUUCAUUUUUAAUUAAAUGUUUUUAUAUGAAUUAACUUUUUUUCUACACCGGGUUUUACCAAUGUCACUUCUCAGAUAAAAGAUGUGGUGUAUUGCACUUUAACUGAAAUGAAAAGGGUGGCUAAUUCCUUUCUCAGCAGUAGUAGUUGUAGUCUUCAUGGUUUUUAUGUGUGAAUUUAAAUUUAAAUCUAAUUUUAUCAGGAUAGUUAAUUAAGUGUAUGAAGGGCCAUUCACUUGCACACACAGUCUAUGCAUUAAAUGAAUGCUGCAAAUGAAGGUUUUUACACCUCUGAAUGUUUUAAGAAGUACACUCUAAAAAAUGCUGGGUUAAAACAACCCAAGUUGGGUUGAAAAUGGACAAACCCAGCAAUUGGGUUGUUUUAACCCAGCGGUAGGGUUAAAUGUUU
Molecule: messenger RNA, 1949 nt
Organism: Megalobrama amblycephala (Wuchang bream)
Lineage: Eukaryota; Metazoa; Chordata; Actinopteri; Cypriniformes; Xenocyprididae
Product: N-acetyllactosaminide beta-1,3-N-acetylglucosaminyltransferase 3-like
Exons: 3
Coding region: 304-1461 (385 amino acids)
Cellular component (GO): membrane
Molecular function (GO): hexosyltransferase activity
Source: RefSeq, a predicted model, not a curated record